Molecule: messenger RNA, 1791 nt
Organism: Ceraceosorus guamensis
Lineage: Eukaryota; Fungi; Basidiomycota; Exobasidiomycetes; Ceraceosorales; Ceraceosoraceae
Exons: 5
Coding region: 1-1626 (541 amino acids)
Cellular component (GO): mitochondrion
Molecular function (GO): catalytic activity; FAD binding
Source: RefSeq, a predicted model, not a curated record
AUGUCUCCCACCACACUAAGAACCCUGGCGGCUGCGCGGAGCUGCGCAUUCGCAGUUCCCGCUCUUGCCACGCCAACCACAAGUAUCGGAGCGGGUCACAGCGUCAUCGCCUCAAGACAUGCCAGUCGAGCGUCAUCCAGCGCGCCUCCGCCCGGCGCUUUCCUGCGACUGAAUGCGGACCAUGUGACGUCCAUCGCAUCCCUCUUGUCCGCUCCAUCCUCUUCCCUCCUCACCACCAUCUCCACCUCCGACUCUUCCAUCCCCACAGCGGACGCUUCAGAUUUGGAAUCGUUCAACACGGAUUGGAUGAACAAGUACAAGGGCCAAUCUCCGUUGGUCGUCAAGCCCAAAUCCACAAAGGAAGUGGCGGAUGUUGUCAAUUACUGCUAUGAGCAUGGAAUCGCUGUUGUACCUCAGGGAGGCAACACGGGAUUGGUGGGUGGUGGCGUGCCGGUGCAUGACGAGGUUGUCAUCAACCUGUCCAACUUGAACAACAUCAGGAGUUUCGACGAGGUUAGCGGCACGCUGGUGUGCGAUGCGGGAUGCGUCUUGGAAGUGCUUGACAAUCAUGUGGGCGAGAAGGGCUACAUGAUGCCUCUAGACUUGGGCGCCAAGGGAUCUUGCCACAUCGGUGGCAAUGUAGCGACCAAUGCUGGAGGCUUGAGAUUCUUGCGCUAUGGCAGCUUGCAUGGAAACGUGUUAGGGCUGGAGGUGGUGCUGCCGGACGGGAGAAUUUUGGAUGGGCUCAGCACGUUGAGGAAAGAUAAUACGGGCUUUGAUCUGAAACAGCUGUUCAUAGGAAGCGAGGGAUCUAUCGGCCUGAUCACUGGCGUCUCCAUCGUAACCCCUCGUCGGCCAGCGGCUUUCAACGUCUCCGUCUUUGGGCUCAACUCAUUCGAAGCUGUUCAGAAGCUCUUCCCUAAAGUCAAGGCAUCACUCGGAGAGAUCUUGUCAGCUUUCGAAUUCUUUGAUGCGCAUGCCAUGUCUCUCGUCAAGGGUCACGCCACCGCCGGGGUCAAAGAUCCGUUCGAAGCUGCGCAUCCCUUCUAUGUGCUCAUUGAGACGGGAGGUAGCAACAAGGACCACGAUGAUGAGAAGUUGUCAGCUUUGCUGGAAGAGCUGAUCGAGGACGAAUGGGUGGACGAUGGCGUGUUAGCUGAGAAUACGACUCAGAUCUCUCAGUUGUGGGCCUUGAGGGAAAGCAUUCCGGAAGCUGCGGGCAAGGCUGGCAGGGUGUACAAGUAUGACCUGUCCAUGCCUGUGGAGAAGAUGAACGAGUUGGUGGAGGAGAUGAGGAGCCGAUUCGAGUCCAAGGGCAUCCUUGGUGCCGACAAGAUGUUCAGCAGCGUCGUAGGCUACGGUCACAUAGGAGAUGGAAAUUUGCACAUUAACAUCGUGGCGAAGGAAUACUCGGACGAAGCAGAGAGGGAGAUAGAACCGUUCAUCUACGAAUGGACUUCGAAUGUCAAUGGGUCGAUCAGCGCUGAACAUGGGCUGGGAAGGAUGAAGGCGGAGAAGAUAGGGUAUUCCAAGAGCGACGAGAGCAUUAGGAUCAUGCAGGAUUUGAAGAAGCUGUUCGAUCCCAAGGGCAUCUUUAACCCGCAUAAGUACCUGCCCGGGGCAUGAGAUGCUUGCUUCAGAACGUGUUGUCUCGUGAUCUCAGCAUCGCGCAGGUUCAGCGGAAUGUCACUGCUCUUCUUUUCUUCUGGCUUGCCCCCUCUUAUUCUGCCAUGUGUUUUCGCAAUGCAUCUCUAUAUGAGCAUACAUACACAAACAUAUACCCUACUCGGC